UGCAUCAGUCAUUGUGAGGGGGAAACCUGCCGAUCCCUGCACACACUCACACGCACGACUCUCCUGUUUAUUCUUAUCCGAACCUUAAGCACUUAAAGUGUAACGUGCACCAAUCUCAUCAUCAUCACACGCACACACACGCGUGCACCGAGGCUCCGCCAGAACCUGCAGCUGCAUUGACGGUAAACAGAGGAAGGUAGCGCAUGGGCAGGCAGCAGGGAAUUAUUCCACAUCGCAUCACAUGCCUGGGCAUACAUGGCGUCCUCACACACCGAGCCGUGACUCCGGCGUGCAGGCUGCUGUGGUAGCCUCCGAUGCUCCCGUCCUUUCCUCCUGUUUCAUUUCUUUGAGUGUGUGUGACAGUGUGUGUGUGCAGCCAUCAUUGUGCGCGCGUCGGCGUGCAGAGGACUGCGCGCACAUUGCAGCCGACCGUGCAUAGGUAUCAUCGAGGAUCGAGACGAUGGAUGCGGGCUCUUCCGGAUCCAUCCCUGCGAACACGACACCGCGCACGGGCAUGAUUUCUCCCCUGCAGCCGCAUCCACGCAUCCUCCAUCGCGCUGCCCUCGAGGAGGGUCCGAUCCUCUGGAGGAAAUGAGAGGAAAGGUCUGUUUUGGCUCACGCUUGUCAAGAUGGAGGAAUCGCUAAGAGGACCCGUGCAUCAUUAUUUUUCUGUGUAAGAGGCAUCUCUUAGCCAUGACCUUUUUUUUUCUAUGAGCGCUGAUUCACAUCGAAGAUUGAUCUCACCGUUGACCCGAUGUAGGAGCUGCUCCCUCCGACCCCCACGACGUCUACUCUUGCUCGGAUUUCAGCAUUCAGUCGAAUUCACCAGGACAGAGUAUGCCAUCUGCACCUUUUCACAGAAUCCUACGACCCCUUCUGCUCGGCACGUUCAUACUGGGAUGCUUUGUCACUCUGUUUUUGAUGUAUUUUAAACCGUCCACCAGCUGGCUGUCAGGUCCCGUAGAGUCAACGGCGUCCACGGACCACGUUAAGAGCCUCUUCUCCACCAAGAGCGAUAAAAACGUGACCACCGUAUUGAUAUGGCUAUGGCCCUUCGGACAGACCUACGACCUGAGCGUCUGCAGCUCUCUCUUCAACAUUGAGGGCUGUUUCAUCACAGCGGACAGAAACUUCUACAACAAGUCAGAUGGCAUCAUCAUCCAUCACAGAGACAUUUGCACCGACCUCUCCAACCUGCCGCCGUUCCAGCGACCGUCCUUCCAGAAGUGGGUAUGGAUGAACCUGGAGUCGCCGUCGCACUCGUCCCAGCUGCCCGGGAUCGAGAACCUGUUCAAUCUGACUCUCAAUUACCGUCAGGAUGCUGACAUUGAAGUGCCUUAUGGGUCCAUCGUAGCAGCGGAGGGCGAGGAGGACUUUGUCCCACCUAGCAAAAACAAACUGAUCUGCUGGAUUGUGAGUAACUGGAACCAGGACCACGUGCGGGUGAAGUACUACAAUGAGCUGUACAAACACAUCGAGGUUCACGCCUACGGACAAGCCUUCGGGGAAUACAUUGCCGACCAGGACUACUUCCCCACCAUGGCCAGCUGUAAGUUCUACCUGGCUUUUGAGAACUCCAUCCAUAAGGACUACAUCACUGAGAAACUGUACAACCCGCUCUCGGUGGGAACAGUGCCCGUGGUUCUCGGUCCGCCCCGGCCAAACUAUGAGAACUUUAUCCAGGGAGACGCCUUCAUCCACGUGGAUGACUUCCCCUCACCCAAGGAGCUGGCGGACUACCUGCUGCUCCUGGACAAAAAUGAGGAAAUGUACGUCAGGUACUUUGAGUGGCGACGGCACUUUAAAGUAAAGAAGGCCUAUUUCUGGGCAGAGCACACAUGCCUGGCUUGUGAUUACCUGCGCAGGCACAAGGAGUAUAAGGCAUUCAACAACCUUGACAAGUGGUACUGGGGUGGAUAGUGCUGUGAAGGGCUAUGAAGGGCUUGUUUUGUUGUUGAAGGCAGUGCUUUAAAUUUGUUUCCUUCGGUUGAUAUGAAGGUUCAUGUUCACUGUUCUGUCGAGAGAUCCUGACUGGUGUUUUUCUAUUGGUUCAACGGCCCAGUGAGAUGUCCAUCUUGUGUUUUUUAUUUGCAAGCCAAUUUGCUAAGCCUUACUUUGCCUUUUUUCGUUAAUCCGUUGUUAUUUGUAUUUAUUUCUUAACAAAUUACAAAUGCACUACAUUUUUAUUCUCAUUUUAACCCAGGUUUUACUUAACAUGACCACAUUUGCUGCUAUUUUUUAUGUUUUUGUUUUAUUUUGAGCUAUGAAUGCAUGUUUGUGUGAACGACUGAUAAUACUCUGAAUGCAAGCUUGUUUUUUUUUCUUUCUUUUAAAAUCACCUUCUCAUGAAGUGGCACACAGACUUUGCAAUAGUGUUGGCUGCCGAAGUAGACAGACAGAAAAGUGAAAAUAUUUAUGUGAUAUUUAUUCAAGUGAGGCAUUAUACGAUUCAAAAAAGAAACAAUUUCAUCUGUGCUAGUGAUGCAGUCACCUAUGCAGUGUUUACUAAGCUCAAAUGUGAAAAUUGUGUACAUAUUGUGUAUAUUUAAAAUGAUGUAGCUGUAAUUUGUUUCUCCAUAUUUUUUGAAGUUUGCAGUUGCACAGUUAAUCCCGCGGUUGCGAUCUGAACACGUGUACAGUGAGACAGAUCUUCAUCGUACACUGUGGUCGUUGAUGGCAUAUGGUGAUCAUUACCCCACUCGCCUCUGACAGCAGAUGUGACUCCGCUCGGUGAGAGGGAGGUUACUAUUUUAAUCGUGUUGCGAAUCGCUCAUUGUCACAUGUAAUGUGUCACAGUGCGGUGGGAUCCCAUGUGGAUGAUGAUGGUACGGUGCCGAGCCAUUGUGCUGGGAUGUGAAACUCCCACACAGCUCAUUAUGUUGCAUACUGAUUUAAUCUUGAAAAGUAAUUUCUCAUCGAAUACAUGUAUACAAAAAUCAAAAAUAGCACAAAAUUAACACAUGACGGAAUCUUUUUGUUACAUUGCUACUUCUGUUCUCUCAUCGACAAUUUCAUCUUAAAUAUAGACACUGAUAUUUUCAACUGUUUUCCGCAGCAUAUGGUUAAAGCAAGUGUGAAUGAGACCAGCUCAGACAAGGUGAGAUCUGCCCACAUGUUAUGAAAAAUGUGCUUGCGGUGAGAUUAUCCACGUUUCUGUUUUUGAAUCAUUACACCAGUGCUGUUCGGGGAGUUGGCGGAGCUUAUUAAGUUGUUUCUUGUUUUUCUUUACACUCCUGUUUACAGCACUACACCACUCGAGAUCACACAACUAACAGACAGCUCUUCAUCUGUAGAUAUUUCACACAAUCAAUGUCUGUCAAACAGCACUCUGCAGCUAUUGACAAGAUGGUAACAUUUUUCCAAAGGUACUGUGCAAAACCAUGGCAACAUUUUAUGCAAGAUAAGCCUGUGGCUUCUUGGUCAGAGUACUCAAACGUGUCAGGUUUAUUAUCAUUUUGAUACGUCUUCACACUGUCAAAAGGGACCAUUGAUGUAAAUAUUGAUGAAUCCAAUUAUUUUUCUUAUGGAAUAUGGUUCUGAAUGCCAUAACGAAAACCUGUAUAUAAAACCUUGUUGUAGACAGGAUCGAACCAGCCCACUAACACAGAUCAUUCCUGUAUGUGUGAAUCAGACGGAGGGAUCUCUCGCAUUUACGGGGGAAAAGGAAACACUGGUGUUGUAUAUAUUUUUAAUGUUCAAAUCUCUUUAUAACAUGCGAGUGUCGUCCGGCGGUGGAUGUGAUUUCGGUGUUCCUUUGUAAGUAAAGCUGGUGCUUCCAGAGACUGUGAAUCAAACUGAAAGGAGAGAGAGAGACUUGAAAAUAAUAACCUGCAUCAGAGACAAUGGCGUUAGUGUUGUAAGGUGGACGAUUUCGUCAGGGGAGGUAAUUUUACACUGGAGAAGUUUUUAUAGGCAGUAAUCCUGUUGGUGUGACCUAAUUGAAAAGGAGUCACGCUCAAAUGCAGCAGAUAUAGCACUUUCAUUCAUGUGGAGUUGUGUGACUCACUGUGCUGGUGGCUGUCUUUUAGAUGGAGCUAUUGUGAGAUCAAAAAACUGUCAUGCAAGACCUCUGCCUGUCCCACAGAUUCACUAUGAACCUGUUGCUCGUGGGUUUCAUAUUGUACAGUCUAUUCAUUGAAAAAAGGUUUCUCGUCCAAUGUGCUCGGCGACUUUAUGAAAUGAAAAGUUUUUCUUUUCUGUGUGUUGUCUGUCCUUUUCGUCCUCUCUUCCUUUCUCUCUUUUUUACUUCGCACAAAAACAAACACGAGGAGCCACAACUUUCUCUGUCCCCGUGUCUGAGUCUGUGAGUGUGUCACAUCACCAGAGAGUGAAUCAGGACGUCUCUGGAUACUGUCUGACCUGCCCAUGAUUUUGCUGGAGUCCUCAUAAAAAAACAUUGUAUAACCAAGUGAGAUGAAAUCUUCUUGUGUGAUUGAACAUGAAGAUGCUCCUUUUUUUUGCCAGUUCACUGAAAAUGUCAGUGAGUCAAUCAGUAAGUUUAUCUUUCUUUAUUUUUUGCCAAAUUAAUGUAUUUUGCCAAAUGUUGUGUUUGAACUGUAGAUGUCUGAUAGUGUCAAAGAAAAUAAAGAUAUGGAUAAAUGAGCAAACAUG
Messenger RNA from Paralichthys olivaceus (Japanese flounder), 4611 nucleotides. It is a transcript of the gene fut9a, whose product is annotated as fucosyltransferase 9a. NCBI's taxonomy places the organism in Eukaryota, Metazoa, Chordata, Actinopteri, Pleuronectiformes, Paralichthyidae. The record is from RefSeq and is a predicted model, not a curated record. Gene Ontology annotation, molecular function: alpha-(1->3)-fucosyltransferase activity. Gene Ontology annotation, cellular component: membrane.